AGUGCCAAACUGUCAAUCGUGUAGUGCGGUCAUGUGGUGCGGAGCCAGCGUGCGCUCGCCUCCCAUCAUCAUCGCCCUCUGAGUGGUCUUUCAGUCCUCUUCAGUCGUGCCACAGCCACAGCCAAAAGUCCACAACCAAAACCAACUCGAAACCGAAUCCAAAUCCGAAACUGAAUCUGCAUUUGAUUCUGAAUUAGAAUCUGAGUCCGCAACGAACACUCUGGCAAGCGGAAUCGAAGGAUUCCAGCGCCAGGACCGCCCUCGACAAAUAUUUUUUUGUUCUUGUUCCCCGAAUUCCAUUGCAACAUUUAGCCAGCAGCUAAAACAAAGUAAAUAAGCGCAAGAAAAAUAUAAUAAGCAAAGUGCUCAAGUGCCAAAAAAAAAAAAUUUAAAAUUUAAAAUAAAAAUUGAAAGAAGAAAAUUAAGGAAAAUUCAAAAGAAUAAACCGGAACCCUUCCAGCUAAGCUGAAGAAAAUAUAUAUUAAUAUAAAUGUGCCUGCGACAAAAAAAGAAGGAAAAAUGCAAAGAGGGAUAAAUACGCUACGUGCAAUUGUUAAUUUUUUUGAGAUUUUUUGUUCUUGUGCGGUUUGAACAGGAGUGCGAACAGAACAACCACAACAACAUAUACAAAUAUAUAUAUAUAUAUAGAAAUAUAUAUAUUUAAUAGCCAACAAUAACAACAACAACAACAGCAUCGACAACAACCACAACAAAAGGAUGAAGGACUGCUGCAAAUGCAAUAACAACAACAACAACGGAGACUUCGAGCGGAUACGACAGCUACGGCAGCUAGAGAUACUUGUAACUAAAGUGACAUGAGGCCUUAACAACAAUAACACCAACAACAACAACAACAACAGCAACACCAACUACAACAACAACAACAAUAAAAACAGCAUCAACAACAAGCAGGAGCACUACAACAACAGCGAGCAUAAGAACAAAGGACACGACAGCACCAAAAGCAACAACAACAAAUUCAAACGAGCGCAACCAUACAGCACUAAAAACCAAAUUACAAACAAUUAAAAGCGAACACAGGGAAGGAUCCUCCAGGGAGAGAGAGCUUGACAACGGUACUGCAGCCACGCCCCCUGGCCAGCCCCAUCACACGCACACACACACACAGCCAAGAAGACAAGGAUACAGCACAGAGAGUCACCGAACAACCAACAAAAAAAAAAAAAGCCAUCUACAUGCCUCAAUGGCCACUCCAUCGUUUAUGGCCAACUAAAACUGAGCAGCGCUGCCCACGAAGGACCCCCGAAUUCGUCCUGGUUGCCUUGGAGCCCGGCCACCACCAGUCCAUCAUCGCCGGGACCUUUGUCUUUGUUCCGCAUCAGGACCAGAAAUACCAACAGCAACUGAAACAGAAACGGCAACGCCACCGAAGGCGGCAAUAAAAAGUUUGCUUUGUGUGUGCGCUCUUUGGGCCACGAAACACGCUACCAUCCAACCCUACUCGUGCUGCUCCUGCUGCUGCCACGCCCCCCGUUCGAGAACGGUGUCGCCCUCGUUGUCCUUGUCGUCAUCGUCAGACGCCUGUGGGCACUCAAUUAAGCCCAAUUCAACGCAACUUGAAAGCGACAGCGGCAACAAAAGCAGCAGCCGCUGAAAGUGACAAAAACAGCGGAAGGAGCAACAACAAUAGCAGCAGCAUAAAUAAUAACUGUAACAAUAGUGGCAAGGAAUAGCAGCAGCAACACCUGCAGCAGCAGCACCAUCAGCAGCUUCGCUAAAAUAUUGCAUAGACGCCGGAGGAGCAGCAGCAGCAUUAAUAAAAACAGCAUUAGCAGCAGCAGCGCAACAAGAGCAUCAAGAGCUGCAAAACCUGCAGCAUCAGCAAUAAUUGCAAUAAAAUCAACUAAAACCGCAGCAACUGAAGCAGCAGCAGCAACUGAAGCAGCAGCAGCAACUGCGAUUAAAGCUGCAACAGCAACACAAGUGGCACAAGCAACAGCAAUUGAAGCUGCAACAUCGGCGGUAGCAGUCAGCCGGCCACGCCCACGGUAACGCCAACGCCCGCGCCCCCCCACACACAGACACACACACACAUUCAGCUGCAUAGAACGAAACACACACACACACACAGAUACAAGCUACAGAUAUACAGACACAUAUUAAGAUACAGCUGCAGCUACAGAUACAUUUCGAGGAGCAGCGGCAACAGCGGCCACACGGACUUGGGACACGCCCACGUAUCGCUGGCGUGGGCGGCGGGCGGUGGGAGUGGCUGAGUGGAUGUCAGGAUGAAACUGAGCGUGAGCGCGUAUCGGGCGCAUGCAUCCGCACACAAGAAGAUCCUCUCCAGCGGCUAUCACUCACAGCUCAACUACGGCAGCACUGGAGCGGCAGCGGCAUCCUCCUCGUCGUCGGGGGCCACUGCAACGGGCCUAUAUACGAUGGAAGCGCACGAGCACGAAGCGGGCAAGUUUGUCAAGGAUGUGGCCCGUCAGGUGCACGACUGCAACAGCGACACGGAUGUCAUCAGUCCCACGGGCACCAGUAUCUCCGGUGGCGGAGGAGGCGGCGGAGCAGGCGGUGCCGGCGGAUCCGGUGGUGCUGGCGGACACAGCGACGGUGGCUAUCACAAGCGGCACCACCACAAGAUGGUCCGCGAUGACGACAACAACAGUGCGGCGCACUCAUCGGACAGCAAGAGUCCCAGCCAGCGGAAAUCGCGUAUCGGAGAUGGAGCUUCAGAUCCAGAUUCCGAUUGGACACGAUCGAACCAACGCUGGAUGAAGCUACGCACCACCGUGCAGAUCUCAUCGGCGAUACAGAAGAAACCACCGCUCAAGCGCGAAGACUCCUUCCUGAAGCGUUUCUCGACUAGACAGAUACCCGAAACACAGGAAACUGUUGAAGAUACGGGUUCAGAAAGUGCCUCUGGUGACGUCGACAAGAGUGUUAAACGACGGCGACGCUAUCUGCAGAAACGACGAUCCGUUGUUAAUCCAGAUGAAAAUUUUUACUUCUAUUGGUUAAUGAUGUUAACUGUAUGUGUUCUAUAUAAUCUAUGGACCCUAAUUGUGAGGCAGAGCUUUCCUGAACUGCAGCAAUCUGUGCCCACGUUUUGGCUCAUCUGCGAUUCGAUGACAGAUGUUGUAUUUAUCCUAGAUAUAAUAGUUCAAUUACGCACAGGCUAUCUGGAGCAGGGCCUAAUGGUAUACGACGACAGGAAGCUGGCCUGUCACUACGUUCACUCGCGCGACUUUAUCUUCGAUAUGAUAGCGCUGAUACCAUUGGAUUUGCUGCAGCUCAAGAUGGGCACACAUCCGCUCUUGCGUUUUACGCGCUUUUUUAAAGUUUAUCGAUCUGUGAGAUUUUAUUACAUCGUAGAAAGUAGAACAGUUUGGCCAAAUUUAUGGCGUGUUGUUAACCUAAUUCAUAUCCUGUUAAUACUGGCACACUGGUUCGGUUGUUUCUAUUUUUUACUCUCCGAGGCGGAGGGCUUUCAGGGCGACUGGGUGUAUCCGUAUCGACCCGGGGACUAUGCCACCCUAACGCGAAAGUAUCUGGGCAGCCUGUACUGGUCGACCCUGACACUGACGACCAUUGGGGACCUGCCCACACCCGAAACGAAUGCAGAAUAUAUUUUUACGAUCGUUAGCUAUUUGAUUGGUGUUUUUAUCUUCGCCACCAUUGUGGGCCAAGUGGGCAAUGUGAUAACGAACCGAAAUGCGAAUCGCCUGGAGUUCGAGCGCCUUCUGGAUGGGGCCAAGACCUAUAUGCGGCACCACAAGGUGCCCGGAGGGAUGAAGCGGCGCGUGCUGCGAUGGUACGACUAUAGCUGGUCCCGCGGCAGGAUACAGGGUGGCGGUGACAUCAAUACCGCACUGGGCCUCCUGCCCGACAAGCUGAAAACCGAAUUGGCCUUACAUGUCAACCUGAGCGUUCUGAAGAAGGUGACCAUAUUCCAAGAGUGCCAGCCCGAGUUCCUUCACGAUCUCGUGCUCAAGAUGAAGGCCUACAUCUUUACGCCGGGCGACUCCAUUUGCCGUAAGGGCGAGGUGGCCCGCGAGAUGUUCAUCAUUGCCGAUGGCAUUCUGGAGGUGCUGAGCGAGACGGGCAAGGUCCUAACCACCAUGAAGGCUGGCGAUUUUUUUGGCGAAAUCGGCAUCCUCAAUCUGGACGGGCUUAACAAACGCACAGCGGAUGUGCGCUCCGUGGGCUACUCGGAGCUCUUCUCUCUGUCCCGCGAGGAUGUCCUGGCGGCCAUGAAGGACUACCCCGAUGCCCAGGAGAUUCUGCAGACCCUGGGCCGCAAGCGGCUAAUGGAGGUGCGUUGCGUGAACAAAAAGUACGCCAAGGCGCAGAGUGACAAGGAGGCGGCCGCCUAUGCGGCAGCUCAUCCGCACCACCAUCAGAGCCAUCACCAGGGUCAGGUGCACCAGAGCGACAGCAGCGAGAACAGUGCCUCCAAGAAGAUCGUGGACAAGCUGAAGCACGACGUCAAGGGAUUCCGCAACGUGCUGAAGAAGUCCAGGACUUCGCGCAAAAGCGAUGAAUCCUUGGAGAUGCAGCCACUGCACAACACCUCGCCGCGCGGCAGCAAGAUCCUGCUGAAGCGCAUGUCACGCGUUCGAUCGGACGAAAAGGAUGCGGAUAGCGCCGAGGCCAAGGACGAGUUGCACGACAAGACGCCCAGUCCGAUUGGGGCGGGACUGCCAUUGCUGCAGCGCCUCCGGCUCCUCAAGGAGAAGCAGGAUCGCGAAGAGCGAGCUGUUAAGUCCACACCACCACAGAAAUCUCCACCUCACUCACAUGUAACGUGUACGUUAUCGCCGCAGGAAUCGAUCCAGGAGGAGCCCGAACGCGAGUUCAGCGAAGGCUUUCCCCUGAUCCAGCGACUCCAGCAGUUGAAAAUUAAGAAUGAGCCGCAGGCAAACGCCGCCGAACCCGGCGUCGUCAUGGUCAACACACCGCCCAACAUUAGCAGCAAAAUUGAUUCGCAUUUCGCUGCCAGCCAGGCAGGUGCAUCGCAUCCUGGCCCAAAUGGCGGAGCCAUCGGCAUCUCGGCGCCGGGACAAUCGCUGACGGUGGCCCAGAUCAAGCCCAUCAUGAAGGUGUCCUUCAAGCAGAAGAUCCAGCAGAUGCAGGGUGGCGGCGGAGGAGCCAGCAGUUCACCGGGUCCAAGCACGGGAGCCAUAGCCAAGAAGGAGCCACCCAAGUCACUGGCUCUGGUGGCCAAGCACGCUACAUCCGAGGAUCCCGUCGCCGCAGCCGGAUUGGGUUUGGGAUCUGGUUCUAGUUCCGGCAUUGCCACCAUAUCGAAGAGGGUAGUCAAACCUCAAAGCCAUCGGAUGGCUACGCCGCUGCAAUCCGACACCGACACCGAUGGCACGCCCAUCAAACCGUGGUCCAAGCUGAAACUGGCCACCCUGAUGUCCUCCAGCUACACGAGCUUAACCAACUGUUCGCCGGAUGAUCUGGCCUCACCGCUGAAGAACUACUCGCUGAGCAACAUACCGCAGCAGAUGGAGUCGCAUACGCGACCACGUCACCAUAGCGCCAGAAGUAGUUCGAGAUCACCGCGUCAUGGACACCACCAUCACCAUCAUCAUGGCCACCACCAGCACGGACAGCUUCAGGGGCCAAGCUCCACGUGCACCAACGGCUCCACGACCAGCCAGGUGAACCAGGUGACGGCGAGUGCAAAGCGUGAUUGCUUGCGUCUCCAGAAGCCGGAACAGCACUUGCCCGACGGCGAACUGACCGAACUGGGCGGCAAUGGACGGAGGAAGCUCUACCAAAGCGUGUUCGAUCUGUCGCCGGAAUACUGCGGACUGCCGUUUGUCAAGCGAUUGAAGAUCCUCAAUGAGCGCCAGAAGCUUGCGGAACUGGAGCGGGCAUUGCAAACCCGUAGCUUUAGCCUCGACUGCUCCAAGUCCGGGCCGGAUAGCAAGGUGCCCAUAACGGAGUCCUUGUAUCGAUGUUAUAGCGACACUUCCGGCAUCUACUCGCAGUUCCUCAGCACGUACGAAUCAACCACCAGCUCCACCUCGAUAUCCACCAAUACUUCCGCCUCUGCAUCGGCAUCCGCCUCCGCAUCCGCAUCCGCAUCGGAUAGCAACUCCAGGCAAUUGCAAUACGUACCCCUGCCACUCAGUCCCGAAUCGAAUGAGACCAUGGAGCGGCGCAAGCUGAAGAGCAUACUCAAGAAACUCCAGAUGGGCGGUGGUCAGCAGGAGGAGGCGGGGCCGGGCACGGGAACGGGAGCGGGAGCGGUAAUGGGAACGGGGUCAAAGGUCAACUCCAGUGCCAGCCAAAAGGGGCAGGGCCUGCCGGCGGAGCCGACCUUGGAAGGCCCGCCCGCCAGUGCCAAGGAGGAGGAAUCUCCCUUCGGCGGUGCUGCGGCGAUCGGUUCGGUGAAUAAUGCUUGCGGUAACGGUAACGGUAACGGUAGCGUUAGUGGUAACGGUAACGGUAGCGGUACGGUAAACGAUAGCAGUGCUAAUUCGAGUUCGCAUCCGAGCAAUAACGGCAACAGUGCGUAUACGUGUCCUCCUCCACCGUCAGUGGCUUUUCCGUUUCCGGUACCCAUUGCACCAGCAUCCGGCUCAGUUCCACUACCAUUGGAGCCCGGAGUGUCGAAUGUCUGGUCGCCGACGUUGACGUUGGUAACGCCCACGAAUUCGCCGCAGGAGAGCUUCGCGUUUCCUGCCCAACUGCAGGGGGAGUUGGGCGGACACGGAACCGGGCGCGGACUCGUUGGUGGCGUUGGCAGCGCCUCAGCGUCGAUGUUGCCAGCGGGAGCGGGAGCAAGUGCAUCCGCAUCCGCAUCCACGUCCACGUCCGCCUCGUAUGUCGUCGAGUGCUCAGCGUCGUCGAAUCAAAUCCUCCAUGCCCAGUCCACCACUGAUUUGAAUUUGAAUUUGCAGCUCAGGCAGAACACGACCAGUUCGAUGGGCGGACCGGGUCCAGCGCAACGGAUUGAAGGCUUCCCGGAGGCACAGGACUACUUCAAUCAGAUCCUGAACGGCAUCAAUCACGUGAUCAAGACGCACAUGAACGAGAUGCACUCCAAGUUCGAGACGCAAUUCUCCAGCAUGGCUGGUGAGGUGCGACGACGCGACGCUAUCAUUGCCCAGCUGCAGCUCAAGCUGCGCUCCAUAGAGGGCAAGUCCUCGGCGGCACCGACAUCCUCAUCCUCCUCCGCACUGGUUCUGCCCAUCAGCCGGCGCCAGAAGAAGAUGCCCCAGCUGUCGGUGGACGACGAUGAGCCGCCGGAGGAGGAGGACAACAGCAGUUCGGGUUCUUCGGCGGAACUUUUGUUUAUGCGAGGUGACUCCCUGGACACGGUGUUCACCUCAUCGCCGCCCAUUCAAGGGGGCAGGCGCAGCACAUCGCCGGGUCCUAGUCGUCAUCAUGCGGCCUCGGCUAACGCCCUGAACUGUCCGAGCAGCUACUACGGAGGACCCGGAUCCCUGAGCUCACGCCACGCCCAGAGCCACCCCAGCUUCUAUUCCGGCCAGGGAAAUGGACGGAACAGCGGGCGCAGCAGUGGAUAUCGCGAGUGGAGCGGCGCAGCGGAGAGCGGACACCUGGUCAGUGGGAGUGGAUCGAGCGGCGCGGUCAUGGUGGCCGAUGUCACGGGCAAUCUGGCCCGCCUGUCGGACAGCGUGAUCCUCGACAUUGGCGAGAGUUCCAGUUCGAGCUCCUCGUCCAGCAAGAUCAACAUGGCCGAAGUGGAUGACGACGAGGAGGAGGAGGAUCCGAGGGUGCGGGAUGCUCGAAACGAGGAGGACAUAGACGAUGGCGAAGGUGGUUUGGCGAGCCACAACGACUGGGAGGUGCAGAUGCUGGCCGCCGAGAUGGAACGGCAGGAACGGAAGCGUGGUCACUCCCUAUCCGACAAUCUGGGCGAACUGAAGCACUGCAGCACGUUUCUGCGGCGACGCCGGAAGUUCAGCGACACGGAAACGGAAUUUAGUGAGACGGACAUGGAGGAGCAGUUGGCCAGAUCGGGCAGCGGCCCGAUGGAGCCAAGCGGAUCGGCACCAUCUAGCUCUGGAGCCGGUGGCUCCACAUCCGCUGGACAUCAGAGCGGCAGCCAGCGACCGAGGGCCUCCAGUCUGGAUCAGUUCAAUCUGCGCUACGGCAUCGGGCGCGGAAUCUUUAAAGCAAUGAGCAUCGAUCGUGAUAAAGACAAGCUUUGAGAACUAUAAUCACGACCAAAUCUAAAACGAUCCCGAUCCUGGUCCCAAUCCCUUUCCGAAUUCCGAUUCCCAUCCCAAUCGCAACCAGAAGCGAUUUCAUCAGCAGACAACCAAUAAGCAAUGGAAUUUGGACAGUAUUACCAUGGUACAAGAACUAGGUAUAUGUAUAUGAUAUACAAAACUAAGAAGAUGUCAGGACAUAUAGAUCUAUAUUCUAUAUAUGUUUAGCCCUAACGAAACCCCCCAGCAAGAGAAUCGAUAUAUACAGAUAUACACAUAUAAAGUAAAGACCGAUUGAGAUAUAUAUAUAUACACACAUAUAUAUAUAUAUAUAAAACAUAUAGAUUUAACGGAAACAACAACUACUAAAAACCGGAAACAAACACACAAAUAGCCAGAGAGUGUUACCACCCCGGUUCCAAUUACUAUUCGUUUCGCUUUCUUGAAUUGUAAUCUUUAUCCCGAUUGUUUGUGCUUGCAAAAUGAUAAUAGUUUAACACUAGGUAUUCUUUUUUUUUCUUAAAGAGAACUGUGAUUCCGUUUUAAGUGCAUGAUAUUUACAAAGGUCUUUCCUUUCCUUACAAAAAUACUCUUACAUAUAAAUACUUUUUAGCCAGGAAAUUCUUACAAAGCAACGUUUCUAGGUUUGAUCUCAUGUUUUCUUCGUUUACUAUUUAUUAUAUUUUACAUUAAUUGUUCGUCUUAUUCAGUCGCUCUAUCAUUAUGCAAGUGUACUUAAGGGUCUGCCGAUUAUUUCUUAAAUUUCAUUUUAAUAAAUUUUCCAAAUUUGUGUGACCCUGUGAGAGAAUGUAUGUGCGUAGAAAAUAAUUCCCACAUUAAACCGUCCUGAAAAACGUCCAUGCCACGAUGCGCAUGUUAGUUCAUUUUGUAUGUAUCUGUAUCUGAAACCGCAAAAAAAAAAAAAAAAUGAAAAUCGCCAUUUGUAUCAGCAUCCCAAUUGUCUCGAUCCGAACCCAAAUCGGUAUAUUGAUUAGUUGCUCGUUUAGUUUGUGGACAUCGGGGUCCUGGGCCUCUCUACAGAUGUAUAUACCUCUUAUUGUUAGAGACUAUGGAACAUAUAUAUAUACAUAUAUAUUUUAAGUACGUACAUAUAUACACAGAAAUAUACAUAGUUAUAUAUCUAUAUAUGAACUAGUCUAAUGAAAACCGAAAGCUUUAAUAACUUAUAUAGAAAACUAUUUAAGAAACAUUUUAAAUACUAAUCGAUUCGGACAAAUGUUUUGAAAUAGAACAGGCCAAUCCAUUUCCAACACAAGCAAAUUAAAAAAUGGAAAAUUAAAUGAAAAUGAAAAACAAACACACUAAACACAUACAUAAGGCAUACACCUGCAUACGAAUAUCUAAAUAUAGAGCCUAUAAUAUGCAUAGAUUAGCGAUUUACUUGUUGAACACCCUCGGUUAAGCCUAUCGAAGCGUUAGUCGAACCUAUCGAAAAACUUAGACUAGCUCUGUAAACCUUAAACCUCUUAAGCUUCCAAAAUCCAAAGUCCCAAGUCCACAGUCCCUGCAUCCAUUCGGUUUCGUUCACCUGAUCCCAAGCUUGACCCCAGACCUUCACCUCAUCCCCCAAAUCCUAACUAGAGAAACUAUCUCGCCGUAAGAAAGGCAACUCUAGCACUUAAGUAGUUUAGUGCAGUUCAAGAUCUAUGUCGAAACCGAAUCGAGUCUGUCGAACCGCCGCCGCCGAAAACAAAAAUGUAUCUCAAGACAAUGUAGGCAGGAAACACGAUUGUUGAUUGUUGCUUUUUCAUUUUUGAUUUCUAUUCUUGCUCUGAACUAAUCGCUUUACUAAAGACAGUUACUAGCCAGGCCCUAGACGCACUCACUAAUCAGACGGUAGAGUCCGUAGAGAAAAGUUAGACACCCAACUCUAGAGUUUCGUAGUUUCAACUAGCCACACAAAAAGGAUGUUAAGCUGUACUCAAGCCACUUACUAUCGCUCUGGCUACUUCGGCUAUCGAUAACUAUCGUACUGUUCUAAGCGCACUAACCGACACACACAAACACAAGACAAACACACCCACACACUUAAAAUGAUAAAAGUCAAACUUAAAUAUUAGAUACUAUAUCUGUUUGAAUAUCUUGAAUGAGUGUUCGCACCUUUCGUGGUAAGAACACAUACAAAUUGAUGUACAUUUUAAUAAGUAAGCGAUAUUUAUCGAUGACUUUCUUCAAAAACAUCGAUAAGUACCGAUUAUUAUUUAAGCUCGACAGCAUUUCUUGGGAAUAAGCAUUCCCCUUUUAACUGAAAAGUAUUUCUCCAAAACUAGUCCACAGCAACAUAAAAAACCUGAAAUUCAAGGAACAAGGAAUUCUCAAGUGGGUUCAAAACAAAGAAAACCAAAGCAAACAAAACCAAAAAAAGUACACAAAAAGCAAAACUUUAAUGGGUCACAGCCAGCUAAGCAGUCCAACUAAAUGUAAUAAGACAAAACGACAAGCACAACACUUAUGUAAUUCAAAACAACACAGCCGGAAGAUAGAGCAGGAGUAACUCUAUAAGAUUUUAAUUUAGUCGUCUAUUGGGUUCAUUUGUUGAGGAGGCCACGAUUGAAUGCCAACGAGGAGAGCCAUUUAAAUUGAAUUACAUACGCCAGGGACCACAAAAUGUCUUUUUUUUUUGUCUCUUUUUUAUAUAAACGUGUAAACACAAUAGGAAAUCCUAGCAAAGUUAAUGAUAAUAUUGCCUAAAACAGGAGAGUGUUAUUGACCAGAAGGUAGUCAUCAUAUAAUCAUCGAUAUACCCUUAGCCAGGCACCCAUUAUAUAGGCCCCAUUCCCGAUAUAUAUAUAUAUAAAAAUCUUUAUAUAUACAAGUAUGUCUAACUGAUUUCUUACGUACCACUCACUCUCGGUUCAAUUGUUGUCAGUCAACGAAAAACUCUGUGAGUCAAUUAUGUAUAUGGAUCAUUUUUAAUCGAUUGUUUUUAACUGAAGAUAUGCCAGAUGACCGAUUUUGACCUACUCUGUAUUGUACUAUAUUGCAUUGAAUACCGCGAAUUGUUGUCGUUGUUGAUUUUAAAUUUUAAAUUGCUCGUAUUUAAGUUACCGAUAUUUUUGUACAUUAGUUUAAGGUAGCGCAUAAUAAGUCCCACGAGUCUAGAGUAAAUUCCAAUAUAAAUGUAUAAAUACAUUUUUUUUCCUCCUAAUUGCUAAUUUCGCAAUGUUGACCGAAUACUAAAGAAAAUGUACUUAUAGUGAAAUUAUACGCAAAAAAUAAUUUAAACUAAACUAAAUGAGAACUAAACCAAAGCAAAAAUGAAAACAAACAGAGAAAUUAGCACAUGUUAAAGAAGCGCAAAUAAAAGUGAAUACAAACGAAUAUGACAACAAACUUGCCUUCGGUUGCGAGUUACUUUGUAGUGUGCCAAAUCUACAUCAUAUCAGCUUUUACUCACCACAAGGUAUGAUGUUGCUGCAAAAUAACACGAAUCCCAAAUUCGAACACUAAAUGAAACCACGAAAAACCGAUGCAAGUGAAGCUAAACCCCCCAGCAGGCAAGGUGAAAUAUGAAUGAGAAAUCGAGGCAAGCAGAACUUAUUUGAAUAAAAGAAGAAAAUGU
Molecule: messenger RNA, 11745 nt
Organism: Drosophila melanogaster (fruit fly)
Lineage: Eukaryota; Metazoa; Arthropoda; Insecta; Diptera; Drosophilidae
Gene: Cngl
Product: cyclic nucleotide-gated ion channel-like
Exons: 19
Coding region: 2250-8162 (1970 amino acids)
Biological process (GO): monoatomic ion transport; monoatomic cation transmembrane transport; monoatomic ion transmembrane transport
Cellular component (GO): membrane
Molecular function (GO): monoatomic ion channel activity; intracellularly cyclic nucleotide-activated monoatomic cation channel activity
Source: RefSeq, marked reviewed